AUGUCUGGCGCAUCUGGCAAAUGGCGCGAGGACCAGGUCCUUGUCAUCUGCCCUGGCAGCAAGACCACAAUGGCUCAGAUGGGCUGCGCUGAACUGACCCCUCCAGCGCACCGCAUCCCUACGCGCAUGUUCAAGGACGAUGAAGGCGAAGGUUAUAGGCCGUAUCAUAUCGAGAAGCGCAAAAAGACGCCAGCGCAGCCUGCCAAUGGUGCGGCGCCUCAGUCAGAAGAGGACGAAUGGGAGUACAUCGAGGACCCCGAUGCGACAGAGGGCGCCAUAUAUCCCAUCAAAGGCGGUCGCAUCGUCAACAUGCAUGCCUUCCUGGCCUUUCUGGACCACGUCCACAGUCUGCUCACGACGACUUAUCAUAACACACCGAUAAUGCUGAUGGCAUCCCCACAGUGGACACGGCCAGACUGCGAAGCUAUCACACGCUACAUCUUUGAAAAGACAAAAACCCCUGCACUCUGCCUGAUCCACAGUGCUGUUGCGACCCAGUACGGCCUCAAGUGGCCGAGCAUGACCGUGGUCGACGUGGGCUUUGAGAAGGUGGAUGUCACCUGCUUAUACGACAGCAGGGUUGUCAGCCAUCAGGAGGUUGGCAACCCGGUCGACGAGAACUUUGGGGAGGCCAUCUCGGGCGGAGAGGUCUUUACACGAAAGCUUCAGAGCUUGCUCAAGGAUAAAGAAUUCACAUAUGAAAUGGCAGAGCAAUUGAAGAAGAGUCCUGUUUGCGAAGUCCUUCCUUACGCGGCCGAGAACCCGCUGCUCAUGGAGCUGCCGAAAGAGAACGCAUCGGCUGGACCCGUACCGGCUCCAACUGCCGUGCUUCAGGCGGCCCAGGAAGCACCAGCUACCGUGGAGCCCACGCGACCGCCGAUCACCACUGCUGAUGCCGAGGAAGAUGAUGAGGCUGGCGACGACAAGGCUGCCAAUAACGACGAUGGAGUUUUGGACGUUGCUAGCAUUGUUACUAGCGGUCAAACGAAGGAAUUCCUGGCCAAGAAGGAGAAAGAGAAGGCGGAGAAGCAAAAAGGGAAGAAGGGGGCCAAGGGUCAAGAAGGCGAUGCAACUGCCACGAAGACCGCAAGGCUACCCAAUUCAAAGAGGAUGAAGGCUACAUUUCACUACGAGGAGGUGGUGCGAGAGGAAGCUCCAUUACCCGCAGAUGCCGAGCCGAAGCCUGUCGAGACGACCAACCCCCCUGCAAGUGGUCAAGAAGCCACAGCGGAGGCCAAUGGUGCUCCCGCAGGGGAAAGCAGCGAAGCAAAGCCCGAUUCAGAUAGCAGUGCAGCACCGACCGCUUCCAACGGUGAAACCAAAGAGCCCGAAGCAAAGCCAGCAGACACACCACUAUCCUUCUUCCCGUCUGCUGAAGCACCAGCGGCCGCGGUGCCCUCUGGCACAGAGCGCGCGGUGAAGCGGAUAAGGCGAGACAUUGAGGUAGGGUUGGAGAGGUUCAACUUUGCGGACCGUGCCGAGAUCGACCGCAUCGUGACUGCAAUUUACAAAGCAGUACAGGGGAUUGAGGACAUGUAUAUGCGCCCGGCUUGCUGGGAGCACCUGGUUUUCGUUGGCAACGGUGCUCGCGUGCGCGGCCUCAAGGAGAACAUAUUGCAGACGCUGAACUCUAGAUAUUUGGUGUCCCCCAGCACUGCGACCAUGUUCACUUCGGAGCUGCCGUCGAACCUGGCCACUCCCACAGGGACCGGAUCGCAGACACCCACAGGGAGCUUUACGGGACCGCCUCACCAGCUUCCUGCCCCUACGAGCGGCGUUAAUCCGCUGCUGCGUGAUGCGGUGACCGCGGCAUCUAUGGGACACGCCGGGACACCAGGAGGUCCUAUGGGACCGAACGCGCCUGGGAGCACUGCCGGCGAUGGCGGCGCGGUAUCGUCUCAUUUUCACAGCCAGACACCGACAAGUAUCAAGCUUGCUGCUUUACCCACUUAUCUCGGCGAGUGGACCAAGAACGGUUACGAGGAGGCUAUGUUCUUGGGAGCGCAGGUUGCGGCGAGGCUGGCUUUCUGUAUGCACAAUUUGAGUGCUGCCGAGGCAGAGAGCCAAAGGUUAAUGAGCCUGAACAGGAUUGAGUUCAACUCCGGCUCGACAUUCGAGUCGCAGAUCGGCUACUCGCGCGCCGUCGUCAGCGGCGACUGGAUCAUGGUGUCAGGCUGCACGGGCUACGACUACAGCACCGGCGAGAUCGCAGCGGGCGACGUGACCGCGCAGGCGGAGCAGGCCUUUUGCAACAUCGCGUCCGCCCUGCGCGAGGCCGGCGCCGACAUGCGGGACGUCGUGCGCGUGCGCUACAUCCUGCCCGACCGCGCCGACUUCCCCAAGAUCUGGGACGUCACGAGGCGCUGGCUCGGUGACGUCCGGCCCGCCGCCACCAUGGUCCAGGCCGGCCUCAUGGAGGAGGCCAUGCUGGUCGAGAUCGAAGUCACUGCUAGGCGCGGCGGGGCCGGUGGUGGGCCUUUGCUGGCGUGA
Pyricularia pennisetigena is the source of this 2490-nucleotide messenger RNA. RefSeq lists its product as uncharacterized. Lineage: Eukaryota; Fungi; Ascomycota; Sordariomycetes; Magnaporthales; Pyriculariaceae. Bases 1 to 2490 code for a protein of 829 amino acids. The record is from RefSeq and is a predicted model, not a curated record. The transcript has 3 exons.